CUUUGAUAAGGGUAAUUGGACCCACGCCACAGGGCCUGACUACUUCCAGCCUUUGCUACAUGUCCCAGGCCUGACUUUAUAGGAGGCCCAACUACAUCUUAAAUUGUAAUUAGGCUCUUAGCAACAACAUACAGCUUUGUAUCUACACAAACAACAGAAAAAACACUUGGUCUCCUCUUCAGAGAGCCUUUGGCAAGCACCUCGAUCACACAGACGUCCUUUCAGCUGUCACACCCCCUGUGCCUACAGGGCAGCAGGCCAAACCUGGGGACAAAGGUCCCCAGCCGCCGGCUGCCUCGAAAGGAGCUCUCCUGACUCGGCACAGACCCCACAGGGCCGCCACUGGGAACCCUCCUCGCACCCAGGUGGCUGCCCCCGACGGCCCUUCGGCCCCCGCCCAUGGACCCUGCUGCAGAGACAGAGCAGCCCCCGCCGCCUUGCACCCUGGACAAGUUCCACAUCUCCCGGGAAUACGGCUUUCUGCUCCCUGAUCCACAGACAGAGCUGCCCGCUCCCUACCGACCCUGGAUGGACCUUGCCCGCAGCCUGCCUGACCUCAUCGCCACCCGGCAGCUCCGUGCCCACGUGCAUCAGGCGCCGCAGCUCAGCGCCGCACAGCUCCACGGGCACCGUGACCUGCGCCUGGCCCACCUGGUGCUCGGCUUCAUCACAGCGGGCUACGUGUGGCAGGACGGCGAGGAGGGCCCGGCCAAGGUGCUGCCGCAAAACCUCGCCGUGCCCUUCUGGGAGGUCUCGAGGCGCCUCGGCCUCCCGCCGAUCCUCCUGCAUGCCGACCUCGUGCUCGCCAACUGGAGGCGAAGGGAUCGGGCUGGGCCUCUGGAGCUCAGGAACCUGGACCCCAUUGUGUGGCUGCCGGGAGGAGAAAGCCUGAGAGGCUUCGUUCUGGUCACCAUGCUGGUGGAGAAGGUGGCCGUGCCCGGGCUGCAGGCCAUCGCGGAGGCAGCCCCUGCCAUCCGGCAGCCCAAUGGGGAGACCCUGCUCCGAGCCCUGGCGCAGCUGGCGACGGCCCUUGGGGCUAUGACCGAGGCCCUGAUGCAGAUGCACGAUCAUGUGGAUCCAGACACCUUCUACACCGCGAUCCGCCUCUUCCUCUCCGGGUGGCGGGAUAACCCCGCGAUGCCGGCAGGGCUGCUCUAUGAAGGUGUGUGGGAGCUGCCACAGGCGUAUUCGGGGGGCAGCGCGGCCCAGAGCACCGUGCUCCACGCUUUCGAUGCCUUCCUGGGCGUCCGACACCACGAGGAGAGUUCGGCCUUUCUGCACCGGAUGCGCGACUACAUGCCCCCCUGCCACAGGGCCUUUGUGGAAGCGAUCGAGGCCUUGCCUCCCUUGAGGGAGCUGGUCCUCUCCUCUGGGAACGAGGCGCUCCGCCGUGCUUACAAUGGAUGCGUGACCGCGCUGGCCGCCUUCCGCACGCGCCACAUCGCCGUCGCGACCAGGUACGUCGUCACUGCCGCCGCCACCAAGAGAAGCCGAGGCAGCCCCGGGACCGGCCCCCUGCUGGAGGCUCCUUCCGGGCCCGAGCAGCGGGGCACCGGCGGGUCCCCCGUCCUCCACUUCCUCAAAAGCGUCAGGGACACCACCCGAGAAGCCCUACUCAACGUUUAGCGGGCUCUCCCAGGCACCACGUCACGCCUAAUAAAGAGAGCGCUUGCAUGGCACCCGGGGGUCCAGGCCUCUCCGCGCCGUCAUCCGGCAGGCACAAGGUGCUCCCCG
This is a messenger RNA of Gavialis gangeticus (Gharial), 1734 nucleotides long. It is a transcript of the gene IDO2, whose product is annotated as indoleamine 2,3-dioxygenase 2. Bases 400 to 1626 code for a protein of 408 amino acids. Gene Ontology annotation, biological process: 'de novo' NAD+ biosynthetic process from L-tryptophan. Gene Ontology annotation, molecular function: heme binding; indoleamine 2,3-dioxygenase activity; metal ion binding. Gene Ontology annotation, cellular component: cytoplasm. The record is from RefSeq and is a predicted model, not a curated record. NCBI's taxonomy places the organism in Eukaryota, Metazoa, Chordata, Crocodylia, Gavialidae. The transcript has 10 exons.